Medicago truncatula (barrel medic) is the source of this 2021-nucleotide messenger RNA. Its product is annotated as double-stranded RNA-binding protein 2. NCBI's taxonomy places the organism in Eukaryota, Viridiplantae, Streptophyta, Magnoliopsida, Fabales, Fabaceae. Gene Ontology annotation, molecular function: double-stranded RNA binding. The record is from RefSeq and is a predicted model, not a curated record. The transcript is spliced from 4 exons. Bases 158 to 1675 code for a protein of 505 amino acids.
AAAAUAUUAAUACUAAUUAUUAUCAUGUUUCUUCCUAAACUUUCCAUGACUUACUUUUCUGUGGAAAAUUUAGUGAAAUGAGUUAAAUUAAAAUUUGUCGCCUAACUCUGCUCCCUCACACGCACACGCAGAUCCUUCAAGAGUGUACUGUGCAGACAUGUAUAAGAACCGGUUGCAAGAGUUGGCUCAAAGAAGCUGUUUUAAUUUGCCGGCCUAUUCAUGCAUUCGUGAAGGGCCAGAUCAUGCUCCUCGUUUCAAGGUAACUGUCAACUUCAAUGGAGAAACCUUUGAAAGCCCUACAUUUUGCUCUACUCUUAGACAGGCCGAACAUGCUGCAGCUGAGGUAGCUCUCAACACACUCGCAACCAGAGGUCCCUCUAGAACUUUGGCAGCUAGAGUUCUGGAUGAAACAGGAGUAUACAAGAAUUUGCUCCAGGAAACUGCCCACAGAGCUGGACUGAACCUUCCUGUUUAUAGGACUAUUCGUGCAGGACCAGGUCAUGUCCCUAACUUCUAUUGUACCGUUGAGAUUGCUGGAAUGCAUUUUACUGGAGACCCAGCUAGGACCAAAAAACAGGCUCAGAAAAAUGCUGCAAUAGCUGCUUGGUCUGCAUUGAGAAAAUUGUCAGCAAAUCAGUUAUCUUCUUCAACUUCAUCCUCAUUUUCAUCCGAGUCUAAAAGCAAUGAAGAACAAGAACAUGUUAUUAUUGCUCGGGUCCUUGCAAGCUUACAAUCAUCUGGGUCAAAGAACUUUCCGGAAUGUGAUCAUCAACAUAGAUGGCAAAAGUCAACUACAACCUCAUUGGUGUCAACCCAGCCAACUCCAGGGAUGUAUCCUAUGCAAUACCAGCAUUGUGGAAUCUCUAAUUUCUCGCCCGAAUUGGCUCUUUAUCAGACUUGGCAGCAAGAACAAAUUAUGCAGCAAAUGAUGGCACUAACCAUUCAACCAAUUAUUCCACCCGCUCCACAGAUUUAUCCACUAAUGCAAUCUGUGAUCCAGCCAGAUCGCUAUCUCUAUUUUCCAUCUAAAGAGUUAUCAUCAUUCCCUGUAGGACCAAAUUUCUCUAUUGCUACACCAAGGCCUCCAUUUUACUAUUCAAACCAAAUUGUCCCCCAGUUAAACACGGGUAGGUCAACAGUAACCAUUAGAGAGAUACAAGAAGAAAAAGCAGAAGACUCCCAAGUUUGCAACUUUAGCAAUGAGACAAGAGUCCAAUCACCAGCUCCAGAGAAUGUGAGACAGAAUCAUGUCGGCUCUCGAAGCAGUAGUAGUAGAAAUGGACUGGUAGGAGAACAAAGUUUGAAAUCUGAAUGGGAUUCUCAUAGGAGCAUGCAAAACCCAUCCAGGAUUACUAUAGCACAUUCACAAGCAAGUUCCAAUAGAUGUUUUAGAUCACCAGCAGCUUCAUAUUCCACCGUGAGAACCACGGGCCCUACUUCAUCGACUGGUUCCACAGUGCAGCAUAGAGAAGUACCUAUGGCUGUUGCUCCAAGGUUGAGAACUGGGGUCCCACAAAAUCCAGGCAUGGUAAGAACGCCUACUCCUCGAUUCAAUAUGGCCCCAGCUGUGAGAAUCAGAUCAGUAGUUCCAGUCUGCUCAGCUCCUCCAAGGAGGUCCGUGGCAGAGACGUCCAAAAGCAAUGAAAAAGGAGUUUCUAAACCCAAAGACAAAUGAGGUCCCAAGAACUAAGCUCUGAGCUUGGCCAUCUUAAUUCUCAAAUAUAAAUAUUAUGAGUAUUAAGUAAUGAGUAUAGCGGUUAAAAGUUAAAACAUGUAGUGGUAGGUCGUGCCAAAUAAUAUGUUGGUUGCCUUUGUAGAUAAGUAAACAAAAACUCUACAAAUAUGUUCCAACCUCCAACUUUGACAAGAGAUCCCACCGAUUUAAUCGGGUGUGGGAAUUGAAGUCAGGUUUACCUGACUUGUAAUGGUGAGCGGAUUUGAUAAUGUAAAUUCUCACCUAAGUUAUUAUAGUAAUAGUUCGAUCGUGAAAUUAAGAUUAAACGGUUCUUCCCUGAUAAAAA